This is a messenger RNA of Dufourea novaeangliae, 1309 nucleotides long. Its product is annotated as protein PRRC1-like. Gene Ontology annotation, biological process: activation of protein kinase A activity. Gene Ontology annotation, molecular function: protein kinase A regulatory subunit binding. The record is from RefSeq and is a predicted model, not a curated record. The transcript has 5 exons. The coding region runs from base 68 to 1201 and encodes 377 amino acids. Gene Ontology annotation, cellular component: cytoplasm. NCBI's taxonomy places the organism in Eukaryota, Metazoa, Arthropoda, Insecta, Hymenoptera, Halictidae.
UACAGAAAAUUCACAAUAUACAAGUUUUUGGAUAUCUUACGUGUAAAUUUAGAAAAGUUAGCCAGCAAUGACCGACGAUUCCAAUGGGGAAUCUACGUUCGAAUUUGUUGAAAGGAAGACGGACGAAUCAUCCGCAUCUGGAGAAAUCGUAAAAACAGAUUCUUUUAGCAGCUUAUCAUCGUAUACAUCUCUGUUGAUGCCUUUGGGUGUGUCAACAUCUACAGGAAAUUUGUUGUCAAAUGUAGCACCACCUAGUGCAUUGCCCAGCUUUAUUUCAAAUUCUGGGACAGUGUUGUCAGAAAAAUCUGCUAAGAAUUUGGAAUCUGCCGCGCAAAAGAAACAUGAACCUGUUAAAUCAAUGUUGAAUGCCCCUUCUAAGCCCUUGCAGCAAGAAACUCAAGAAAAAACUGAAACUCCAGUUGUAUCUCAACGUAUACAAAAUGUACAAACUACAGCACAAACAGAAAGUCCGUUGCAAGAUUCAGGAAUGGUUGGUGGUGGUCUAUUAUCCUGGGUUAAGGAAACAGUAAUGAACAGUAAUGUUUUAAGUAAAGUUGCAGAGAAAGCCAAGAAUAGUGUUAAUACCAUGAUUACAACAUUAGAUCCCCAGAUGCGUGAGUUCAUUUAUUCUGGAGGGGAUGUGGAGAUCAUCGUUGCUUCAGAUGAGGAUGUGAAAGUAAGUCCUGUGCGUCAGGCUUUCCAAACAAUAUUUGGAAAAGCAACGGUUACUGGCGUGCCCGUUGAAAGUUCAACCAUUGCUGCUCAACCAGUUGGUUUCGCGGCUGGAGUGAAAGGGGCAGAAGAGAGAAUUAAUUCCGCGCGAAAUAUUCCAUCCGUUCCGAAAGACAUACCAAUAGUUGCCGUGGAAAACUUUUUAUUAGAAGUUGGUGAAGAUAAAUGGUACGAUUUAGGAGUGCUUCUACUCCAUGAUCCUAAACGUAAAGUGACAAUUCGAACAUUUACACAAAUGACGGCAUUACCGAGCGAAAUAGUGACAAGGGCACAAGAAGCUACACCUGAAGAUUAUCCUUUAAAAUGGUCUGGAUUAGCAGUCACCACUGAUAGCUUGAUUGCAGACAUGUUACAGGUUCCUCACAACGAAUGGCAUCAUGUAGUAACUGGUGUGGAUAGGAGGGACAUUAUACUUUUAGCAGCUCAGUCAGUAGCUGGAAUCUACAAGAAUUCAAUUGACCUUAAAUAAAUUUUUUACACGCAACCGAUAACGCAAUUUACCAUUCACGCGCUUUUUGUAAAUACAACUUUACUAAUUUAUAAGAUAUUAAACAUUUAAAAAAAAAUCAUAAGAUAU